CUUAUUAUUGUUUCAAUGGAAAAGUUCAAAGAGAAACUUUCUACCCUACGUGCUGAAGCCGAAGCCGCCAACCUGCGUGCGGAUGAACUGGAGGAGAAAGUCAAGCAAUACGAAACGGAGCAGUUACAAAAGGACCAUGAAUUAACGUCGCUGCAGGCCAAAGUCAAACUUUUGGAAGAACAAUUGGAAAAGGUAGAAAACGAUUUCAAAGAAUCCUCCUCCAGCUUCCGAGAAGCGGAUUUGCGUGUCGAACAACUGGAGAAGAAAUCAAGCAUGCUUGAGCAGACGCUGGAAGAAAUGGAAAAGAAGAAUGAAGAACUGAAUGAAAAGUACCAAGCUGCUCGAGCCGAAAUGGAUGAUCUUGAACGUCAACUUGAAGGAGUAUAAAUGACACUUUGGAAAUUUUAUUAUCUCAUCAAAAUAUCAAUUUGCGUUUCAAUUCGGUUUUGCAAAACUCUGACUGUAUAAGUAUCAUAAGCAUGAUGAUACGAUGGAUAUUUGUUGGUGAAUGAAUAACAUAUAACACAAGUGUGGAAAUUUUGAGCAAACCAAAAGCUCAUACGCGUUAGAUCGUUUUUGGACAAAUCAUUGGAUCCGAACUAGCUUCUUCAGGGUCCAUUUUUCAGGAGCACACUAGGUGAAUCAUUGAAUAAAAUAGGAACUUGAAUUUGAUGAUAUCUCUGGCCAGCAUCUCCAAGUGCCUUGUCAACGGAUAACACGAGUUGUAUCAAGGGAUCCAUUCUAUUGUAUACACAAGCAUAGCCGUCCAGAUACGAGUAUCUG
Radiomyces spectabilis is the source of this 783-nucleotide messenger RNA. Its product is annotated as tropomyosin. Lineage: Eukaryota; Fungi; Mucoromycota; Mucoromycetes; Mucorales; Radiomycetaceae. The transcript is spliced from 3 exons. Bases 16 to 387 code for a protein of 123 amino acids. The record is from RefSeq and is a predicted model, not a curated record.